AUGAUACUCUUGAAUAUCGCCGAGGGGUUUUGGCAGGCCUCCUGCAGCGUGUACCAGCUGUCGGGAAAAACACAGCUUGCCUGUCCCCGCAACUACGAGCCUGUCUGCGGGACCGACAACGUGACCUACCCCAACGAGUGCUCCCUCUGCAGAGAGUUCUUCCGCAACCGAGCCAUUGACAAGAAGCACGAUGGAAGAUGUGUUAAGCUCGACUGUACUGGCUACCUGAGAUCAGGCAGCGGUAGUGCCAUCCCCUGCACCCUGGAGUACAUGCCCAUCUGCGGCACCAACGGCAUCACCUACAGAAACAAGUGUAACUUCUGCACGGCUGUGGCGAACGGACUGGACAUAAACCUGCGCAAUAUGGGAGAAUGCUUCCAGGGAAAUACGGGGAGCAUUGACUGCGGCAACCAGCAGAGUAGCAGCCUCAUCUGCACCUCUGACUACAACCCCCUGUGCGGCUCCGACGGCAGAACUUAUGGAAACAAGUGCCAGUUCUGCAACGCAGUUUUCCGGAGCCGGGGCAGUCUCUUCCUCAGACACCGUGGUGAAUGCACAAAGAUGGAGCUCUACUCUUCACCCUGA
Molecule: messenger RNA, 585 nt
Organism: Mesitornis unicolor (brown roatelo)
Lineage: Eukaryota; Metazoa; Chordata; Aves; Mesitornithiformes; Mesitornithidae
Product: double-headed protease inhibitor, submandibular gland-like
Exons: 7
Coding region: 1-585 (194 amino acids)
Molecular function (GO): protein binding; serine-type endopeptidase inhibitor activity
Source: RefSeq, a predicted model, not a curated record